AUGCUUAUGAAAAUCAAAAAUGUAUUCAAAUCAGUGAUUUCUUUUUCAUUCAUGUCAUUUCAUAAAAUUAUUAUCAUUUUUGGUAUCAUAAAUACAUUUAUGUUACUAUGGCUACUAUAUAAACAUGAUGUAUAUAAUAAUUGGACGGUAACAACACAAGUGAAUAAUGAUGAUAUAUUAAACAAUACAAAAUUGUUAACAUUUAAUCAAGUAACCAAUUUACAUGUUUAUAUAGUGGAAGAACAUCAUGAAGUCAUUCCUUACUGGUUUGAUGCUGCCAAAUCAUUUAAUAAUAAGAAAGCUGUUUUGCUUCAUAUUGAUGCCCAUAGUGAUAUGGAUUAUCCGGAAUUAGUAGAUGAAUUUCCAAUUGGUCAUUUUCCUCAUUCAACUAAUGAAAUGAAAACAUUAAUGCAAGCCAAUGAUGAAUUUAUUCAGAGCGCAAUUAUUACGAAUCUUAUUCAAACUGUAUAUAUUAUAUAUCCAUAUUGGACAUUUAAUACAAGUUAUGCAUAUACAUCUAGUUUAGGUAUAACAACAAUUAAUAAUACAAAACAAAUUUGUAUGUGUCUUAAUAUUGAUACUACUGAUAAUAAUACUGAUAAUGAUGUUGAUAAUAUUGAUGAUGAAGAAGAAGAUCAUUGUAAAACUCGUAACCAAGAUAAUCCUUUAAAUGAUUUUAUAUUAUCAUCAAAUCAAUGUCCGAAAACAUGGUUAUAUCAUUAUAUUGAAUUAAAUUCAUUAACAGCAUCAAAUAUUUUACGUUAUUCAAAUUAUUGGUCAUUAAAUAAAUUAUUAAAUUUAAAUUUUAUAAAUCAUUCUAAACCAAUGACAUUUGAUCACCAAGGUAAUCAACCAAAUCCUCCUCCUCCUCCUCAUCCUCAUCAUCGUCAUGAUGAGUAUUUACCAUUAAUACUUGAUAUUGAUGAAGAUUUUUUUGGUGUACACCUAGUUACACAUAAUUUAUUAAAAUCUGGUUUAAAUAUAAAUUUUAUUCAUACAAUGAAUUCAAUUAUUUCAUUAAUAUUUUGUCCAAUUCAUUAUAUUAAUGAAAUACAUAUUGAUCAAAUUUAUCGUUGGUUAAUUGAAUACAUUUAUAUCAAUAAACAUUUAAGAAAAAAUUAUAAAUCAAUAAUCGAUCAUAAUCAAUUAAUGAUGAUCUUAAAGAAAAUCAAUAAAACUCUUCAAAUCACUGAUAUAUUCUGUUAUAAUUAUACAUUAUAUUUAAUGAAAUUAAAUGAAUUAUUUAUAAAUAAUACAAUUACAUAUCAUCAAAUUGAUGCAUUAAAAUAUGUUGGUGUCUGUUUUACUAAUUCAUUAAUAACUUAUCAAUAUAUACCAGAAAUACAUUUAUGUUUAGGGCAUAAUUUACCGAAUCAAUCAUUAGUAGAUGAAUUUUUACCAAUAUCAAAUGAUUUAUUAAAAUUAGCUAUACAUUUUACACAAAUUUUAUUAACAAUCCCAUAUCAACCAAAUAUAAUUACUAUAGCACGGUCAUCCCGUGAUGGUUAUACACCUAGAUGGUUACAAUAUGAUAUUGAAUUGAUGAUAAUAAAUAUAUUAAAAAAAAUAUUUCAUUUAACUGAAAAGAAUAUAAUUUAUACAAAUCAUUUAGCUGGUGAUAAAUAUUAUGGUUGGUAUCAUCGAUUUACAUGGAAAAAUGAAAAUCAAUAA
Schistosoma intercalatum is the source of this 1671-nucleotide messenger RNA. NCBI's taxonomy places the organism in Eukaryota, Metazoa, Platyhelminthes, Trematoda, Strigeidida, Schistosomatidae. The record is from the annotation of a GenBank genome assembly.